Naegleria lovaniensis is the source of this 306-nucleotide messenger RNA. RefSeq lists its product as uncharacterized. The record is from RefSeq and is a predicted model, not a curated record. Bases 1 to 306 code for a protein of 101 amino acids. The transcript has a single exon. Lineage: Eukaryota; Heterolobosea; Eutetramitea; Acrasida; Naegleriidae.
AUGAAGACAACCACAGGUGAAGAAUAUAUGGUAAGAUCUUAUUAUAGAUACUGCUCGACUCGUGAAACUGCACCUGUUGGUUUAGACCAAAAGGAUGUCAUUAUUUACCUUACCACUAAACCUGUUGUUCCAAAGAAAAUAAGAAAGGAAAUAAGAAUUUGUGACUUUUUGCAAAACCAUCAACAGUUUAAUGUAGAACCAUCCCUUUUAAGCAGUGAUCACGAAGAUACAAACAAUGAAACGAGCCAAAGGACACAGGAUGAAGACGAAUCUACAGAACCUCCAACAAAGAAAAAGAAGGAAUAA